This is a messenger RNA of Theileria equi strain WA, 638 nucleotides long. RefSeq names its product small ribonucleoprotein D1, putative. Gene Ontology annotation, biological process: RNA processing; spliceosomal snRNP assembly. The record is from RefSeq and is a predicted model, not a curated record. The transcript has 2 exons. Gene Ontology annotation, cellular component: catalytic step 2 spliceosome; U5 snRNP; U4 snRNP. Lineage: Eukaryota; Apicomplexa; Aconoidasida; Piroplasmida; Theileriidae. Bases 279 to 638 code for a protein of 119 amino acids. Gene Ontology annotation, molecular function: RNA binding.
CGGCUGGUCAUUUAUUAUUUAAUGCAAUAGAAAUCACCGAUCAUGAGACUAUUCUUGUAACACUUGUUGAGUGUGAAUUUCAAUUAUAGCCUCGUACCAUUGUGUAUACAUCAAAAUUGGUGAUUUUGUACUAAAAGUUGCAUUUCUACGUAUAUUCAAUGAAUAUUUUCUGCGGAUUCUAAAUCUAUAGCAUUAAAAGGUUAUCGUAAUAAUAGGCUUAUAAAAGCCCUGUAGUUCAAUACAUGUUGCAAGUAUAAUCGGUUCAGCAAUUUUAUAAGAUGAAGUUGGUUCGCUUCCUUAUGAAACUGGCAAAUGAGUCAGUCACCUUAGAGUUAAAGAACGGUACUGUAAUGACUGGUACCAUCAUCGGUAUAGAUAUUUCGAUGAACACUCAUUUGAAGAAUGUAAAGAUUGUCAAAAAGGAUAACUCCGUCAUCCUCUUGGAUCACUUGACCGUCAGAGGGAAUAGCAUUCGCUACUAUUUGCUCCCAGAUAGCAUACCACUGGACACACUCUUGAUAGACGAUACACCCAAACAGAAGCCAGGAAGGCCAAAGCUCACGGUAGGAAGAGGCAGGGGCAGAGGAAGAGGUGGUCCCAUGCGUGGUAGAGGCAGAUUUGGGGGUCCAAGGCAUUAA